Molecule: messenger RNA, 2005 nt
Organism: Gilbertella persicaria
Lineage: Eukaryota; Fungi; Mucoromycota; Mucoromycetes; Mucorales; Choanephoraceae
Exons: 11
Coding region: 319-1890 (523 amino acids)
Cellular component (GO): cytoplasm
Molecular function (GO): ubiquitin-protein transferase inhibitor activity
Source: RefSeq, a predicted model, not a curated record
AGUAUAUCCAGUAGACCCUAGACUGCUUUUCUUGAGCUUUACUUCAAGCCCCGGGUACACCCAAUUCAGUACAUCCGAAAUAUCUGUCCUCGAGUUCGGUGAUUAUACAACACUUCUUGAUGAUGGAUAGUUUCUUUUGUUCUAAUAGCCAAUAUCUUGUCAGCCAUAUCCCUGAAAAAAAUAAGUUUGACACGCCUGUUGACGAUCUAAAAGACACAACUCUAACAGGACUCUCCGAAAACGCGCUUUCAGCUCGACUAGAUCAAAUAAAUCAGUUUUUAUUGCAUAAAGCAUUGAGUUCUGGACUGAACCUUAUCCAUGAACUACAUUCAAGCGAAAGCGUAUUGCGCUCAACUCCGUCUUGCGGAUCAAAUUGAUCCGGAUGAGCUUGUUGAAAGUAUGAUGGAUCAAUUAAUUUGUAUAUCCUGGGAAUCUCAAGAUACUCGUUAUCAAACGACCCGUUUAUCAGCUGCUUAUGUAGAACUCUUUGGCAAAGGACUGGAAAAGAUGACAAGAGCAAGAGAUUGGAUGCUUUUCAUACCUUUUUUGGCUAAUUAUUAUGUAAAAACGAUGCAAUGGAUAGAAACUGUCCUUGUUGAAAAGUCUAUUCCCGAAUGGAAUCAGAUUAUCUUGCUCUUUACACACAAUUGCUUGGAUUUUAUUCAGUUCUUGAACACAAAAACAGUCUCUGAAAGUUUGGUAGAUUUUCCAUAUGAUAGUCAUGAUAUAGGGAAAGAAUCUGGUGAUGUAAAACGACGUUAUCUUGCUUUUUACUUAAUCCAUCUUGUCUGUGAGAAAAUAAUGGCUCAUCUUGAUAUGGGGCUAUCAAAAGCUUAUUUUGAUAAAUGCCAUGUUGCUUAUAAUACGUCCAACCUGAUGGCACAUCAGCCCAAGAAGUCAAACAAUCAAGAAGACUAUCUUUUGUUUAGUAUCAUUCAACGUUGCACCAAAUUUGUCGUUGAUACAGGGCUCUCAUUUGAAAAAUUGCAUCAGCUUCGAGCAAGUCUAAAGAGUAUUGAAGUCAAUGACAAAUCUGAAGAGGACAUAAUGAUGGAAAAUGAUCGACAAAUGAUUAAUGCAAGAUUAUAUUCACUUGGUUCUAAUGGCAUUGCCGUUCUAUUUAGUCUGUCGCUCUAUGAUGAACUGAUUGCUUCAAAGAAGUAUGGCCUGCUUCCUAAUAAUCUAAACGCUUUCUCUGUAUCAAAGACAUACAUUGGCAUGCUAUUAAACCUUGUCUUCAGGCCUUCUGACUUGAUUUGUCAGACAGAUAAAGGUAUUUUUGUCAUGCUUUAUUUAGCUGACCAUAUCAAGCCAACGUUAACUAUGGACGAUUUGGACAAAGAUAUCCAAGGACCUUCAGGUGAAAUUCCUGUCGCUCAAAUCAUCCAAGUACUGUCUUCUGUUGCAUCUACAUGUCCCGAUAAAUCGAUUCGAUUUUGUUCUUAUAAACUCAUUGAAAAGUUCCUCAAGUUUUGUACGGAUGAACCUCGGUUCUUACUUUUAGCUGAAUUAAUUGAACGAUGCCCAUUUCCUUCCAUGAAUACAGCAGCUAUCGGUCUAUUAAAAGACCAGGUUUCUAGUUCAUUUCAAGAAAAGACGUUUUCCAUGUUUGCUAGUCCACUCAUCCUAUCUCGAUUCUUUCCUAUCAUUUUCAAAUUUAAAUCAGAUUGGAAAAUGAAUGGAAAUGUAUUUUGGGAUGAUUAUAAUCAUGUUAUGCAAGCAUUGAAUUUUUACUAUUUUUUGCUGAAUCUUGAUCGGCGCUUAAAUGUGACAACUGUAUGGAACCAAGAUCAAAGAGGUUAUAUCAAGAAAGAUUAUCUAAAUCCACUUGAAAGUUUACUGAACACAAUAUCGACAGAGGUAUACAUGAAUAUGACUUACGAAAGCUAAUGGUUUUCCAGGAUCUUCAAAGAAUACAAGUCGAUACCAUGAUGCAUAUUAUUGAUAAAAUUAAGAAUAUUAUGUAAUCAAGAGUAAACAAAUAAAAAAAAGCGUUUCUUUUUCG